Molecule: messenger RNA, 742 nt
Organism: Nerophis ophidion (straightnose pipefish)
Lineage: Eukaryota; Metazoa; Chordata; Actinopteri; Syngnathiformes; Syngnathidae
Product: collagen alpha-3(VI) chain-like
Exons: 1
Coding region: 81-623 (180 amino acids)
Source: RefSeq, a predicted model, not a curated record
CAGUGGACGGACAGGCAGUAGGAAGAGAUGUUGUUUUCUUGUUGGAUGGAUCUGACACCACAAGAAAUGGAUUUUCAGCUAUGAGAGACUUUGUCCAACGAGUAGUAGAGACACUUAACGUGGACGACAACAGAGAUCGUGUCUCAGUAGUUCAGUACAGCAGAGACGCAGCAAUCCAGUUCUAUCUGAACACAUACACGACAAAGGGCGAGAUCCUUGAUAUUGUCAGAGGUCUGAGGCACAAAGGUGGAAGACCCCUCAACACGGGAGCAGCUCUCCAGUACUUGAGGGAUAAUGUCUUCACAGCCUCUGCCGGGAGCAGGCGGCUUGAGGGAGUUCCACAGGUCCUAAUUUUGCUAAGCGGUGGAAGGUCUUUUGACAGCGUUGAUGCAUCAGCUGCUGAACUCAAACAGCUGGGAGUGCUGAUCUUUGCCAUCGGAACCCGGGGCUCCGAUAGCAGAGAACUGCAGAAGAUAGCCCACGACACCAGCUAUGCUCUGUCUGUGACUGAAUUCUCUGACCUACCAAGUAUCCAGCAACAGCUCCAGACCUCCGUGAAUACUGCGGUGAUUGACGUCACCCCAGAAUCACCACCAGUCAUUGGUACGUUUACAAUCACAUGAUAUAAGUAUGCACGGAUAGGUUAUUCGAUCUUCCAUAUCUUCAGUGACAAAGAUACUGAGCUAGCGCAAAGCUUAUUUUUUCUGAGAUGGGGAUUUCUCUUAGAAUAGGGCUUGAAGUU